AUGGACAGCUUCAGAUUCGGGACCGUUGAUUAUACCGUGUUCUUGGGUAUGACCAUAAUAUCCAUUGCGAUAGGUCUGUAUUUCGGGUUUAUAAAAAAAACCAAAACGGAAUCACAACCCACGGAACCCAAUAGAUCUCAUCAGAUCUUCGGAUCGGAAAAGAUGAACGAGUACCUGAUGGGAUCGCGCAAUCUGAAAGUUUUCCCCGUGGGAAUGAGUUUGAUAGCCAGCUCCAUAUCUGCCGUUGCAAUAAUAGGCACUCCUUCAGAGAUUUACUAUUAUGGCUCUCAAUAUUGUCUAACUGUCGUAGCCAUUAUUCUCCAAGGGCUAAUCGUUUCCUAUAUCUAUUUGCCUGUGUUUUCGGCUCUACAAGUUAGCUCGUCCUAUGAGUACUUGGGGAUGCGCUUCCACUCGGUAAUAAGAAGUAUAGUUUCCUUCAUUUUUUUACUGGAUGUGAUUCUUUACUUACCCCUUCUUGCUUAUCUUCCCGCCUUAGCUUUGAAUCAGGUUUCCGGACUUAAUAUUCAUUUAAUAGCAGCUUUCACUAUAGUGGUGUGCGUUAUUUAUACUUUAUUGGGCGGUUUUAAGGCGGUGGUUCAUACAGAUAUCUGGCAAGUUGUCAUUAUGUUUGUUUCCGUUCUGGUUGUUACUAUUUUGGCAACCUGUUACAUUGACGACCAGGAUGACUUUUUUGAGGGAUUGAAGCAGGGAGGACGUCUUAUAUUCCUGAACAUUGAUCCUUCCCCAUACGCUCGUCAAACCGUUUGGAGCGUUAUAAUCGGUGGCACUUUCUACAUUACCUCAAUUAGUGCGGUGAACCAGACAGUGGUACAUCGUUAUAUGUCUUUGCCAUCCUUGAAAAUGGCUAGAGCUUCCAUCGCCUUCAUGGUGAUUGGAGGUGCCUUCUUUACUUCCGUCGUUUGUUUUUUGGGACUGCUUAUCUUUGAUGCCUAUAAAGAUUGCGAUCCAUUGAGAGCUGGUCUAAUUAUGAACGACGAUCAACUGGUUCCCUUUUUUGUGGUAAACAGUUUGGGUCAUAUCUAUGGAAUGCCCGGGUUGUUUAUUGCUGGUGUUUUUGGAGCUAGCUUGAGUUCCCUCUCCGUCUACUUGAACUCCACUUCGCUGGUGAUCCUUCAUGAUAUAAUUCGUGGUUGUUUCAAAAUGCAGCCAGGCGAAAGGGCGUCCAAUAUUGUGGUAAAGUCUAGCAUUGUUCUUUUGGGGAUUAUAGCAUUUGCUAUGGUAUUUCUUCUGGAGAAGGCGAGUGGCAUUCUCAGCAUCUCCGUCUCCUUGGCGGCCAUUGCAGCUAGCUCCACUUUCGGAAUCUUCACUCUGGGAAUGCUGGUUCCCUGGGCAAAUACAAUGGGCACCGCAGUGGGUGGAAUCACAUGUGUUCUGCUGACAGGAUGGAUUUCCCUUGGAUCACAAUUUGCCGCGGCAUCGGGUCUACUGAAUUCCCAAAAACUUCCGGUGUCCGUCGAAGGUUGUGUGGGUAAUUUGACGUCCUCUGAAAAUGUGUGGUCGGACGAGGAGGAAGUAUUUCCACUGUACCGUCUUUCAUUCCACUGGAUAAGUCCCAUUGGCGUGCUAGCCGUUGUCGUUGUGGGUUCUCUGGUCUCUCUGGUGACGAAACCCACAGAUAUUAAGACAUUGGAUUCGAAGUUGUUAUCUCCAGUAAUUCACAGGUAA
Molecule: messenger RNA, 1686 nt
Organism: Drosophila takahashii
Lineage: Eukaryota; Metazoa; Arthropoda; Insecta; Diptera; Drosophilidae
Product: sodium-coupled monocarboxylate transporter 2
Biological process (GO): sodium ion transport; transmembrane transport
Cellular component (GO): membrane
Molecular function (GO): symporter activity
Source: RefSeq, a predicted model, not a curated record